Messenger RNA from Trichechus manatus latirostris (Florida manatee), 1242 nucleotides. RefSeq names its product elongation factor 1-alpha, oocyte form-like. Gene Ontology annotation, biological process: translational elongation; translation. Bases 1 to 1242 code for a protein of 413 amino acids. The record is from RefSeq and is a predicted model, not a curated record. Lineage: Eukaryota; Metazoa; Chordata; Mammalia; Sirenia; Trichechidae. The transcript is spliced from 6 exons. Gene Ontology annotation, molecular function: GTP binding; GTPase activity; translation elongation factor activity.
AUGGGCAAGGGCUCCAUCAAGUACGCCUGCGUGCUGGACAAGCUGAAGGCAGAGAGAGAGCGUGGCAUCACCAUCAAUAUCUCCCUGUGGAAGUUUGAGACCAGCAAAUACUACAUCACCAUCAUUGACACUCCAGGCCACAGGGACUGCAUCAAGAACAUGAUCACAGGCACUUCCCAGGCUGACUGCGCUGUGCUCAUCGUGGCCAGUGGCGUGGGCAAGUUCGAGGCUGCCAUCUCCAAAAACGCGCAGACCCGCGAGCACGCGCUCCUAGCCUACACGCUGGGUGUGAAGCAGCUCAUCGUGGCGGCCGACAAGAUGGAUUCCACUGAGCCUGCCUACAGUGCCGGGCACUUCCAGGAGAUCACUAAGGAAGUGAGCGCCUACAUUAAGAAGAUUUGCUACAACCCGGCCGCCGUGGCCUUCGUGCCUAUCUGCGGCUGGCACGGGGACAACAUGCUGGAGCCCAGCACAAACAUGCCCUGGUUCAAGGGCUGGAAGGUCGAGAGGAAGGAGGGGAAUGCCACCGGAGUGACACUGCUAGAAGCUCUGGAUUCCAUCCUCCCACCCACUCGCCCAGUCAACAAGCCCCUCAGGUUGCCUCUGCAAGAUGUGUACAAGAUUGGAGGUAUUGGUACUGUGCCUGUGGGUCGUGUGGAGACCAGCUUCCUGAAACCCGGGAUGGUGGUCACCUUUGCCCCCACCAACGUCACCACAGAGGUCAAGUCUGUGGAGAUGCACCAUGAGGCCCUGGCUGAGGCCCUGCCUGGUGACAACGUGGGCUUCAAUGUGAAGAACGUGUCUGUGAAAGACAUAAGGCGCGGAAACGUGGCUGGAGACAGCAAGAAUGACCCCUCCAUGGAGGUUGGCAGCUUUGUGGCACAAGUGAUUGCCCUGAACCACCCUGGUCAGAUCCAUGCUGGCUAUUCCCCAGUGCUGAACUGCCAUACAGCCCACGUCGCCUGCAAGUUUGUUGAACUGAGAGAAAAGAUUGACCGGCGCUCAAGCAAGAAGCUGGAGGACAACCCCAAGGCCCUGAAGUCAGGCGAUGCAGCCAUUGUGCAGAUGGUCCCCAACAAGGCCAUGUGUGUGGAGACCUUCUCCGAGUACCCUCCUCUAGGCCGCUUUGCAGUCCAUGACAUGAGACAAACAGUGGCAGUUGGAGUCAUCAAGGCAGUGGAUAAGAAAUCCUCCACUGCUGGCGAGGUCACCAAGUCAGCUGUGAAGGCCAGCAGGAAAUGA